Messenger RNA from Coccidioides posadasii C735 delta SOWgp, 2700 nucleotides. RefSeq lists its product as uncharacterized. NCBI's taxonomy places the organism in Eukaryota, Fungi, Ascomycota, Eurotiomycetes, Onygenales, Onygenaceae. The record is from RefSeq and is a predicted model, not a curated record.
AUGGCAGAAGAGAAACCUGAUAUAUCAUUGAUCGAGUCUGUCAACUUGAGUGGUGUUUGGAAUAGAAAUGUGGAUGAUAAGGUGUCACUGCGGUUGGUGAUGACGGUGAAGGCUCGUCCUAGUGCCAUCAUUCCAAUUUUCCAGCUGAACGAUGGCCUUGAAAUACAGAUAACGAACGAGUAUGUUUAUAGCGCAGCAUAUAAGGAUUUCGAGCCCGCCAGCAGUUUCGGAAAUCACUUAUCCCUUGGCGGACAGGAUGUCGACGAGAUCCAAGGUUCCUAUCCUAGGCAUCAGGAAAACCUCCCCAGGCGGCUAUAUACAAGUGGAAUGAAGCUGUCUCCCUCCCCGAGAAAGGAAAGGUUGUUCCCGCCGAGUCCAUCCACUACUAGUGGGAGUGAUGACUCAAUUUUUGAACCCGGCCAUGAUGCGACAAGGCGGAUAUCAGAUGGGAGUCAACGGAGUAAAGCUCUGGAAGAAGGGGAAGUCCCUAUAGUUCUAGAAUAUUACGUCGAAUCUGACACUGCAUCGAGACGUGCUGACUCUGGACAAUUCGGCACGAGUAACCCCGAACAUGGCAAUCUUUGGAAUAUGGAAUCCAACUAUCUCACACCAGGGAGUAUGGUGAGACGGCGAUAUCCUUCCCAUCAGCGGGAAGAAUCCACUACUACCAUAAUCCACUGCGCGCCAAAGACCCAAAGUAGAUCAAACGAUCGGGAUAUCGUCGAUUCUAACAGAUCACUCACAGUGGCAUUAUCACCACGAAAGGCAGAUCUUAAUAUCCCGAAACGGGGAAUAAAGAGCAGGAUUCCGAUAAAGGUCGAAACCGAUUUCCAAGCGAGUAAGUCUCUCAGAGAAGCGCAUACUCAACCCAGAUUUAUGAGCGAAUUGGAAGCUCUCACGUCAGAUGCAACGAAUCUGACCGACAGCGAAGUAUUAUGCAACGCCAAGGAUAUCCAGGCGCUUCAAGUUGCCGGUCCAAGAUCGCCAACCUUCGCAGGCGGAUCGAGCUUUUCUUCGCCAAAGGCAAUUCAAACGCCAGGAGUCGCCGAUAGAGAGCGAAUGUCAAAUUCAGCUCCGGGAAAGUCGCAUGAAGAAAGAACUCAGCAACUGCAAAGUACACCUACCAGCCAAGUCGGCCUCAAGAAUAGAACAGCGGUGUCGACAGGCAAAGCAUCUUGGCAAAAGAGAGAAACUGAUCUUCUAAUUCAUAUUGGCGAAGAGCCGGAAUCAGAUAUAUUCUUCCACCGUGGAGGGCGGCCGGAUUUUGUAGCCUCGUGGCUCCAAGGCAGAUCAUGCAGAAACGACAAUGGAGUGGCGAAGAAGGAUCGCAUCGAUCGCUCACGAAGUGGUAGCGAGGCACCUUUGGCAAUCGAUAAUCGAUUUGAUAGAAUCUCCGCUUGGAAUUUAGAGACAACCGAGGAUCAAAGCGGCCAUAGAAGCCCUCUAUUGGUAGACCGUAUAUCUCUCCCAAGUCCGACGCCAUCUUCAAAGUUAAGCAUGCCAUGGAAUUCAGCUGAGGAGCUAGCGGGAAGAAGUGCAGAUUCUCUUUCGCUGAUGGAUCUCGUGAAUAUUGAACACAUCCCGACCGAGGUGUCCAAGCCAGCCAUUACGAAUAUGAAUGGGACUUUGUCCAUAAAGAUCCCCCACAAUGGUAUGUGCGAGACCAUUAUAAUCUAUGAGGCCGAUAUUGAGAUUCAGUUCAAUGAUUCCACUUGUGCAAACAGCCAGGUUGCACAGAGCGUUUCUCCGGGGAGCGAAAACGGACAACACAUUGCAGCAGUGAAAUGGCAAAUCGAAUACAAACCAGAAUGGGUGCCAAAGCUCUCGGCAGCAUCAGGCUCUUAUGAAUGUAAGAUAUCCGAUCUCUGUCGCUCACUCAACAUAGGACGUGUCAGACUGGAAAUAGCUCCCGAUCGAAACCACCGAGAAUGCAUCAAUGUAUGCAGAAGCUGCGGAGACCAGGGCGAAAUGGUUGACGGGGAAGAAGACCUAAAAGUUUUGCUAAAUCAGCUCGCGUCAUAUCGCUCUAUAUUGAGUUUCUUCUCUCUUGUACGGAGGUCCCUUGAUCUGCGAGUAGAGGGCAUGUACCAGUCAGCGGUGGCGUCUCGUUUCCAUAACGUAACCGGGCGGCCGAAGAGAGUUCUCCGAGUUACACUCUCAUCUCUAGCAAUCUUUACAAUUGGGGUAUUUUCCGUCCUCUUUAUGAACGCUGGCAGUCACUACAGCGUAGGAGGAUAUAUUGGCGGAAGCAAAGAAAUUCUGGGUUGUUUGCCAGCCAGUCUCGAGUGUCAAAUCUUUCGGCGCCGGGCUAAAUUAACUGGGGCCGGGAAAGGGUUGAUCACGAGCAGAAUUACUCCCAAGGAAGCGCAAGACAUAUACAGUGGGUCGGAACGGAGAGAUAACCCCGGUCAAGCGCAAGAAAAGGCAAGCACCGAUGCAUUGGGAUCGGGGGGGGCAACGGUAUCAGAGGAUCUUCACAGAAAGCAAAGAGAUCUCGGCAAUGACAUGACAGAAAUGCCCACUCGUCAAGAUCUGAGAGUAGCCGAGAAACUUACCACGAUUAUCUCGACCAGUGCUCCGAAUGCAACGGUCGCGGGGCAGCAGCUGAACACGAAAAGUGUUGAGGGAGUGUCGCAUGAUAGUUCUCUUCGGGACCGAAUCGAUCGGCUUCUUGGUUGGAGAGGCCCUUUGGGGCACUAA